AUGAAGAUCUCUCACAAUCUAUCUCUAUCAAAAUCAGCAGCACGGAAAUGGUUCGCACGUUUUUGUACUGAAAAUUUCGAUGUGAAAGAUGAACUUCGCUCCGGUCGACCAAUUACUGAAAAGUCCGAUGAAAUCAUAGAAAAAGUCGAACAUGAUAAGCAUGUGGAGAUUGCCAGGGAACUAGGCAUCGACAAAACAGUUUUAAAUCAUUUACACAAAACUGGAUACAAAAAGAAGCUCAAUGUUUGGGUUCCUCGCGAGUUGAGUGUUAAGAACAUGAUAGAUCGAAUUAACAUUUGUGAUACGCUAUUGAAACGGAAUGAAAUUGAGCCAUUUUUGAAGAGAAUGAUAACUGGUGAUGAAAAAUGGAUCACGUACGACAAUCGAACUCGCAAAAGAUCGUGGAUAAAGGAAGGAGAGAAGGCACAAGCAAUCGCAAAACCUGGAUUGACGACGAAGAAAGUGAUGUUGUGUGUUGGAAGGGAAUCGUUCAUGAGCUGUUAUCGAUCAAACAAUUAA
Messenger RNA from Acromyrmex echinatior (Panamanian leafcutter ant), 519 nucleotides. RefSeq names its product histone-lysine N-methyltransferase SETMAR-like. Gene Ontology annotation, molecular function: double-stranded DNA binding; histone H3K4 methyltransferase activity; single-stranded DNA endonuclease activity. Gene Ontology annotation, biological process: replication fork processing; DNA double-strand break processing; mitotic DNA integrity checkpoint signaling. Gene Ontology annotation, cellular component: condensed chromosome; site of double-strand break; nucleus. The record is from RefSeq and is a predicted model, not a curated record. Lineage: Eukaryota; Metazoa; Arthropoda; Insecta; Hymenoptera; Formicidae.